AUGACAGACGCAACGAACCACCCCCUCUCCGGUCUCUGGCAACCGACGCAACUCCAGAAACUACACUACGGCGCCGACUCAGUCAAACAACAUCUCCUCUCAUGCCUCCCGAAAGAGUCAAGCAAAGCCUUCAUCAUCACCGGAAACUCACUUGCUAGCAAAACGCCUCUGGUGAAGCAAGUCGAAGAGCUGUUGGGAAGCAAGCACGCCGGCACCUUCUCCAAGAUCGGCGAACACGCACCUGUCGCCCAACUCGACGAAGCUACCGACCUAGUCAAGAAAGACGAAAGCAUCGAUACGGUCAUCUCUAUUGGCGGUGGAAGCCCGAUCGACAGCUCCAAAGCCAUCAGCUAUCGCCUGAACGAGAAAACGGGGAAGUAUUUAUACCACAUCGCGAUCCCCACCACGCUCAGCGCAAGUGAAUGCACCCUAAUGGCUGGCUACACGCAAUCCGACGGUGUCAAGACGGGUGUGCGAGCCAAGGAACUCGUUCCUCAUUGCGUAAUCUACGAUGCCAAAUUCGCUCUGCAUACCCCCGAGCGCCUGUGGAUGUCAACAGGUCUCCGUGCCAUGGACCAUGCCAUCGAGCUGCUAUACCAUCCCACCGCCACCGAGAUGCCUGCCAGAUGGUUAACGCUACAGUCCGCGGCCACCCUCUUCGACGCCCUGCCAAAGUACAAGCAAAACCCCAAAGACGAAGAUGUCAUCACAAAGCUCCAACUCGCUGCUUUCGCUUCCCUGGGCUUUUUGGGUUACAACAUCAAGGGCGGUCUAGGCCUCUCACACGCUCUGGGGUACGCACUAGGUUCUCCUUAUAGUAUCCCGCAUGGCAUUACUUCCUGUCUCACUCUCGGACAUGUGGUCAAGCUCAAAGCUCAAGACCCCGCUGCAGCGGAGCAAGUUGCUCGUUUGCUUCCUUUUAUCGGCGAAUCGGCGUCUGGUGAUGCCAAGGCUGAUGCGGAGAAGGUAGGUGAUAGGGUGCUGAAGUUGGUGAAGGAUCUGGAGCUGGAUAGCGAUUUGAGAAAUUACAAGGUGGGCAAGGAUCAGAUUCCGGUGAUCACUGAGAGAGCGACUGGUGGGCAGAAGGAAGGUCAGGUUUAUGAUGCUGUUGAGGGACUGGUUAAGGGGUUGUUUGUUUGA
This is a messenger RNA of Alternaria incomplexa, 1140 nucleotides long. RefSeq lists its product as uncharacterized. Gene Ontology annotation, molecular function: metal ion binding; alcohol dehydrogenase (NAD+) activity. Gene Ontology annotation, cellular component: mitochondrion. The transcript has a single exon. The record is from RefSeq and is a predicted model, not a curated record. Lineage: Eukaryota; Fungi; Ascomycota; Dothideomycetes; Pleosporales; Pleosporaceae. The coding region runs from base 1 to 1140 and encodes 379 amino acids.